CCGCCAUCGAAUUUGGUGAGCGUGGUGGCUUUGUACACCCUGUCAAUGGAGAGAGAGACUGUGCCAUCUCUGUCUCUUUGAAUCUUUAUCUUUUACCUACUCUUCUUUGAAAAUUCCGUGUACAGUACUUUCGAUUGCGUCAAACAUCCAGUUUUCUAGAGCACAGGUAAACUCCUCCUUUUCGGGUUUCAAGAAAUCUCGCCUUUGUUGAUUAUACGUUUCUUCAUUUCUUUCCCCAUUGAGGAUCAGACCCAUCAUCGAUAUUUGGUCAGUUUUGCGAUGCUACCAUUAAUCGUACGCUAUUAAUCGCAGCUAUCUUAUUGAAGGAUUGAGAAUAAGAACUUACUCAGUUUACUUCUGUGCUAAACUGCAAUUCUUUUAGUAUCUGUCAUAAUUUGAUUGAAGUUGAUCCUCCUUACAAUAAUCCCAUUUCGAUUUCUCCAAGGAUCGAUAUAUUUUGCAUCAUCAAGAGUGAGAGUUCUGUAGUCUCAUUAUGGAUAAUUAUGGGUCUUCAUCGCCACAUCGUUAUCCAAGCUCCUAUGGAUACCAUAGUAGUCCUCCUCCUCCUUAUCCGCCUCCUGCUUCAGAUCCAAUGGUUCCUCCUCCAUACCCCUAUGCAUUCAGUCAUUCACAGUCCUUUAACUAUUCCUAUCCCCCACCUCCUCCACCAUUUGACAAUAGCCAUUACCCUCCACCACCGGCCUAUGACCAUACCCCUCCGCCCUCAGAUUAUAGCCAUACUAGUCCACCAGCUGACUUUAAUUAUCCCCCUCCACCACCCUAUUCUGCUCCUCACCUUUAUCCUUAUUCAUACCCCAUUCCUUCAGGGAUUCAUAAUCCCCCUCAGCCUGCCCACCAUAAUAGUUUUCAGUAUGGAUCAUCUCAUUAUCCUCCCCAACAAACUGAGGCAGGUCCAUAUCCCCAAAGUCAACCUCUGGCCCAUUCACGAGCAAAUAGCUUCUCCGGUUCCCCCCAGCACGAGAAAAUGAGCUCUGCUGGAGACAUGUCAUUGCAAACUAGUCAUAGUUUCAAGCCUUCUCGGACUUCUGCAUACCCACCAUUGGAUGAUCUUAUGGGCAAAGUUAGCUUGUCUGAUAACCAGCCAACUGCUCCUGCAGCCCCUGCUCCUUUGGGGCAGCACCUAGCACAUUCAAUUACAGUUCCACACCAAGAAAAGCGAGAGGAAUUUUACAGUUAUCUUAAUAACUCCUCUGGAUGGGAGUCUUCCUACUCUGGUCGGGUCGAUUCAUCUAAGCUUUCAUCUUAUUCAGGCUCAUUUAAUGAUUCAAUACAUAGUCAGAGUUUGCAGAUUGUUCCAUCACAGAGUAAGGGGUCGUUGAAAGUGUUGCUUCUACAUGGAAAUUUAGAUAUAUGGGUCCAUGAAGCCAAAAAUCUUCCAAAUAUGGACAUGUUCCACAAAACUUUAGGGGAUGUGUUUGGUAGAUUACCGGUAAAUAUGAGUAACAAAAUUGAGGGAACUAUGAGUAAGAAGAUUACAAGUGAUCCUUAUGUAACAAUUUCAAUAUCAAAUGCUGUAAUUGCGAGGACUUUUGUGAUUAGCAACAAUGAGAAUCCUGUUUGGACGCAGCAUUUCCAUGUUCCUGUUGCACAUAAUGCUGCUGAAGUGCACUUUGUUGUUAAAGACAGUGAUGUGGUAGGUUCACAGCUCAUUGGCAUUGUAUCAAUUCCCGUGGAACAAAUAUACUCAGGGGGGAAAAUAGAAGGGACCUAUCCAGUGAUGAAUAAUGGGAAGCCUUGUAAGCCAGGUGCUGUCUUGAGGUUAUCCAUUCAGUACAUUCCAAUUGAGAAACUGAGCAUUUAUCACCAAGGAGUUGGUGCUGGACCAGAGUACAUUGGAGUUCCUGGAACUUAUUUUCCUCUGAGGAAAGGUGGAACUGUUACUCUAUAUCAAGAUGCCCAUGUCCCAGAUGGCUGCCUUCCUAAUGUGAUACUUGACCAAGGGAUGUAUUAUGCACAUGGAAAAUGUUGGCAUGACAUCUUUGAUGCCAUACGUCAAGCCCGGCGUUUGAUUUAUAUUACAGGGUGGUCAGUAUGGCACAAAGUUCUGUUGGUAAGGGAUGUUGGCAAUCCAUCAGGUUAUGCACUGGGUGAGCUUCUAAGGUCCAAGUCACAGGAAGGAGUUAGAGUGCUUCUCCUUAUUUGGGAUGAUCCUACGUCCAGGAGCAUUUUAGGUUAUAAAACAGAUGGUGUCAUGGCAACUCAUGAUGAAGAAACUCGACGAUUUUUCAAACACUCUUCUGUAAAAGUGCUGCUUUGUCCACGGAUUGCAGGAAAACGACACAGCUGGGUGAAGCAAAGGGAAACCAGUACUAUAUAUACGCAUCACCAGAAAACUGUAAUUGUCGAUGCUGAUGCUGGAAAUAAUAGUAGAAAAAUUGUAGCAUUUGUUGGUGGACUUGAUUUGUGUGAUGGGCGAUACGAUACUCCCCACCAUCCUCUCUUUAGAACACUCCAGACACUGCACAAGGAUGACUAUCAUAACCCUACCUUCACGGGUAAUGUUGGAGGUUGUCCAAGGGAGCCAUGGCAUGACUUGCAUUCUAGAAUUGAUGGUCCAGCAGCAUAUGAUGUUCUGACCAACUUUGAGGAGCGCUGGUUAAAAGCUUCAAAACCUCAUGGGAUACAAAAGUUGAAAGGUUCAUAUGAUGAUGCUUUGCUUAGGCUGGAAAGAAUCCCAGACAUUAUUGGGAUGUCUGAUGCUCGUAAUUCUAAUGAAAAUGACCCUGAAGGUUGGCAUGUUCAGAUAUUUCGAUCAAUUGAUUCAAAUUCAGUAAAGGGUUUUCCAAAGGAUCCAAAAGAUGCGACAAGCAAGAACUUAGUUUGUGGGAAGAAUGUGCUGAUUGACAUGAGCAUACAUACAGCAUAUGUGAAGGCCAUCCGUGCUGCACAGCAUUACAUAUAUAUAGAGAAUCAAUAUUUCAUUGGGUCUUCUUACAAUUGGAGUCAACAUAAAGACCUUGGUGCUAAUAAUUUGAUUCCAAUGGAAAUUGCCCUAAAGAUUGCUGAAAAGAUCAAGGCCAAUGAACGAUUUGCUGUGUAUAUUGUUAUUCCAAUGUGGCCUGAGGGUGUUCCCACUGGUGCUGCCACACAAAGGAUUCUGUUUUGGCAGCAUAAAACAAUGCAAAUGAUGUACGAGACAAUUUACACGGCUUUAGUUGAGGCUGGGCUUGAGGAGGCAUUCUCACCAGAAGACUACUUGAACUUUUUCUGUCUUGGCAACCGGGAGGUCAAUGAUACAUAUGGUAACAAUGCAACGCCUGGAAAUCCUCCUCCUGCAAAUAGUCCACAGGCACUAAGUCAAAGUAGCCGACGUUUCAUGAUUUAUGUUCAUUCGAAAGGCAUGAUAGUUGAUGAUGAGUAUGUGAUAUUGGGAUCUGCAAACAUCAACCAGCGCUCUAUGGAAGGAACAAGGGACAGUGAGAUUGCAAUGGGAGCUUACCAACCUCAUUAUACUUGGGCAAGAAGACAUUCUUAUCCACGUGGACAGAUCCAUGGAUAUAGGAUGUCGCUCUGGGCAGAACACACAGGAACAAUUGAAAACUGCUUCUUGCAACCAGAGAGCCUUGAAUGCGUCAGAAGAGUAAGAGUGAUGGGUGAAAUGAACUGGAAACGAUUUGCGGCACCCGAAGUAACAGAUAUGAAAGGGCACCUAUUGAAAUACCCAGUUGAAGUUGAUCGAAAGGGAAAGGUCAGAUCUCUCCCUGGCCAUGAAAACUUCCCUGAUGUUGGAGGCAAAGUAACAGGGUCAUUUCUUGCCAUUCAGGAGAAUCUUACCAUUUAAUGAAUUUGAUAGACAUUCAUUUCUUCCUCCCAGCGAUUAGAAUAUGAUGAAUGUAAAUUACAAAAUAGAAUGUUUUAUAGUUUUUGGGAAGUAAUUUACACCAUAGAAGAGUUGACAAUUUUUAAGUGCCUCAUGCUUGUUGAAGACACAGAUACAGAUGGGGUGUACAGUUUUGCAACUUGCACGUUUGGUUAUUGUUCAUGUGAAUAUUGUUAUAACUGGAGCAAGUAUUGUGAUUUGCUGAUACUGUAAUUAUUACUCUUUAAACAUUAUAAAAUGUUGGCCAAUAAAGUUAUGACUUCUUGUCUUAA
Messenger RNA from Prosopis cineraria, 4113 nucleotides. RefSeq names its product phospholipase D gamma 1-like. The record is from RefSeq and is a predicted model, not a curated record. Gene Ontology annotation, biological process: phospholipid catabolic process. NCBI's taxonomy places the organism in Eukaryota, Viridiplantae, Streptophyta, Magnoliopsida, Fabales, Fabaceae. Gene Ontology annotation, cellular component: plasma membrane. Gene Ontology annotation, molecular function: D-type glycerophospholipase activity.